AUGGAUGAAACCCCACUCGAUGACGCCGAAUUUCUGCAGCGCGCGGCACUAGAUUAUGGGUAUAUCGGUGUAAACCUAUCGCUCUUUGGAGUUGAGCGUAAACGCAAGGGCCCUUUCGUCAUCGUCAUAUUCACCAUUCUCUUCCUCUUCAUCACGAUGGCCACCAUUGACAGCGUUUCGUACAAAAAGUUUACCAUGGACACAGAGAUGAGCUUGCCAAAGACCUCCUGGUGGCAGGUAUAUGAUCCCUCGGAAGUGGUGGGCGUGGUGCUCUAUUCUUUACAGGCACCGACUCUGGGUCCUCCUCUUCCCGGGGCUUCUUCUCGUUGGUUCAUUUGCGGCGAUCCUGGUAGAGUCCGCUCUUCCGCUUGCGAUUACGGGCAUUCUCGCAUGUGUGCUACCGGCCUCGCCGCGGCCCAAGGAUGGAUCUGA
Molecule: messenger RNA, 432 nt
Organism: Coprinopsis cinerea okayama7#130
Lineage: Eukaryota; Fungi; Basidiomycota; Agaricomycetes; Agaricales; Psathyrellaceae
Exons: 4
Coding region: 1-432 (143 amino acids)
Source: RefSeq, a predicted model, not a curated record